ACAACCAUUAAAAACUAAACAUACAAAUUAAUCUCUCAUAAAUGCAACGGAGAGAGGACGGGCGACGUGGUGGUGGCGUCGGAGCAGCGUUGGGAGCUGCUGUGAGCGCUGGAGAAAUGCAACGAGGAUUUGUAGGUGCUGAAGAAGAUGAUCGACGAGCCAACAAGGUGACGAAGAGUUUUGGCGUCGGUGACGAUUGGUCUGCAGGGGGCUACGAUACAUUUGCGGCAGCGGCGGGGAAUGAUAACAAAUAAAUCGAGCUGGAGAAGAAUCCGAGCGGAGAACGAUUUGAUUGGGAUUUCAUGAGAUGGCAGAGCUCGAUUGAGAUUUCGUCGGUCAAGUCGUUUUAAUCGACUUGCAACAUGGUGAGAUUCGAACAGGUGGAGAGGUUUGCAGGGAUCGUGGAGGAGAUGGAGUUUUGGACCACGGCUCCCGGAGACGGCUGAGCUCAGGGAGCCAAUUUAUUGUGAGAGAAAGUGAUUGAUCCAUGGGGAAAUUAGCAGCUUGCAUUGCCUUCUGAUGUGCUCAUUCCUUUUCGGUCCUUUACUUGCUUCUCCAUGUUCUUAAUCUAAUGAAGUAUAGCCACUACCAAUUUGUCAAAAUCAUUGAAUUUCAACUCUGGGGAAAGAAGGGGAAAUCACCGCCUCCCACCCCAUCACCAUCGUCGGACUAUCCUGCUCCAGCUCCGUCGAAGAAGAAGAAGAUCGAGAGCCCCUUGCCGAUUUCGACGAACCCCUCCAGCAGUCCAGCGCGCCCACAACGAAAGGCCUUUCCCUCUCGAGAUUUAGUCCUCUCCCUCCAUCAACCCAUAUUUGCCCUCGUCCAAGAGCUUUUUGAUGAUGGUGGCAUCGGUGGCGCGGUCGCGAUUGUGGCGCACGGUUCAGAUGGGGGAGAUGAACUCGGAGAGACGGAGUCCAAGUAGACAACGACAGGGAUGGGGCUGCUAGGGAUUUCUCAACGGAUUCAACGAUUUCAGCUGCAGAAGGGGAGUAGGAAAGGAAAGGGAAGGAAGAUGGCAGAGAUGCUAGUGAUUUCCAUAAUGUCAUGUGGGAAGGAAGCCCAAAGAUGGAAGUGGCAGCGCCGGCGGGGAGUGUCUUGGCGAUGAAGGAUAUGGUAAAAGUAUCGGGGAUUAGAAGAAAUUAAAUUUUUUAUUUAUUUUUAAUAAAAAUGAUAAUGAGGU
This is a messenger RNA of Linum trigynum, 1180 nucleotides long. NCBI's taxonomy places the organism in Eukaryota, Viridiplantae, Streptophyta, Magnoliopsida, Malpighiales, Linaceae. The record is from the annotation of a GenBank genome assembly.